UGCAUGUCCGCCAUGAUCUUCACCAGAAAUUGGGUCCAAGUCACAUUGUUACCGAUGUGUUUCAUGAACUCUUUGCGACCAAAUAUGCUCUUGUCCUGCUCGAAGGCGGUCUCCAGUUGAGCCUUGAGAUAUUUCGGAAGUCAACUCUCAUCCUCUGA
Messenger RNA from Verruconis gallopava, 158 nucleotides. RefSeq lists its product as uncharacterized. The annotation marks the transcript as partial. Lineage: Eukaryota; Fungi; Ascomycota; Dothideomycetes; Venturiales; Sympoventuriaceae. The transcript has a single exon. The record is from RefSeq and is a predicted model, not a curated record.